GUUUCGAUCAGGCAUGGGCUCCAACAUCCACAUCUCUGCCGAUCCCUGUCCGCACGCCGUGCUGGCCUUUGCCUUGGAUAAGGGAAGCAUCUACCUCUGGCCGAAGGACGAUUGGGCAAAUCCAUGGACCAGGGGGAAGCAGAAGGGCUCUACGGUCGAGUGCCCUGGAGGUAUAAAAGCAACUUCCUACGAAUGCUACUUGAAGCCGGUAAGCUCCUGCACUCCGACGGGGAAGGGUCCCAGGUUUAUUGGGGUGAAGCGGGAUCGGGGCAAGGAAGAGCUUCGAGGCACCGAGGUGGUCCCACGCGUGUUCAAGGAGUUGCUGAGAUGCUCCAGGUACCCGAAGAACUACUGGAUCAAGUGGUGGCGAGCGCAGACAGCGGCUUUCCUGGUGCGUCCCAGUUCUUCUACGCUGGACGAGCUGCAGAGCCUCCGGAAGGAAAGCCUUGUCGGUGAGAUGCAGGAUGAGGUGCUCGGGAGUUACGUGCGGCACGGAGACAAGUAUUAUGAGGCAAAAGAGUACGAGUUCAAGGACUACAUGCACAUCUACUCCUGGAUUCUGGGUUCAGAUGCGGAGGUGGAGCGACGCUGCCCAGAUUCUUCGCGGAUGCUUGCGCCCUUCAAGAAGCAGCUACCGCGCCUCCGAGCUGCGCAGAGGCUGUAUCUCGGUUCGGACGACCCAGCUGUGCUGGAGGAAGCCUCUCGUAGCUUCUCGUGCAGUGGCUGCCUGGUGUACAUGAACGUCUCGAGGCUGUCGAAGAGGCGACCUCUGAUGGAGGUGCAGAAGCUCCUUGGAGCCAGACAGAUGGUCAUGGAAUCCUUGCUGAACUUGCAGCUACUGAUGGAAUCCGAUGCCUUUAUCUGCACAUGGACCUCGAACUGGUGCCGUUUGGUCGACGAGAUGCGAAUGACAGUGGCGCUGAAAGCAAGCCACCUCUCCUUGGAGGUGAACAAGCGCUGUCCUCGCUUCAACUGGGUACAUGGCGGGGGUGCAGAAACGCCGGACUACCGUUGA
Messenger RNA from Symbiodinium necroappetens, 1015 nucleotides. NCBI's taxonomy places the organism in Eukaryota, Dinophyceae, Suessiales, Symbiodiniaceae. The record is from the annotation of a GenBank genome assembly.